AUGGACUGUAAGAGUCACAGAGAACAGCAUGUCUGGGUUACCCAGGGAAGUGGGUCUGGGAAUGGACACUUGAAUUCUAUGAGAAACUGGAGGGCUAGGAAAAGGGAAUCUAGAAAACUCUUACUCACCCUCUUGCCCGACCUGUGUUUCCUAGGAACUUGCUGGGAUAGUUUAAUCUUGUGGGGACAGAAUGGUGACAUCUCCCUGGGAAUGGAGAUCCUAGUGUUGAUGGAGUCCCUGGCACACCUGAAUUCCCCUGGAAUCCUUAAUGAAACUCAAAACUUUAUAAAGGGUCCAGAUGGAGCCAGGUUGCCAUCAGAGAGCUCUGAAUUCAGAAUCAUGGAGGUUGCUUUUGCCUUGCUUGCUGGCUUGUUGGCCUUGUCUGGAAAUGGUGAGUUACGUCUCCCCAGUAUCUCUGGAAGUCUCCCCAGUAUCUCUGGAAAUCUCCCCAGUAUCUCUGGAGGUCUCCCUACUGCUUCUGGAAAUCUCCCCAGUAUCUCUGGAAGUCUCCCUAGUAUCUCUGGAAAUCUCUCUGGAAGUCUCCCCAGUAUCUCUGGAGGUCUCCCUACUGCUUCUGGAAAUCUCCCCAGUAUCUCUGGAAGUCUCCCCAGUAUCUCUGGAAGUCUCCCCACUGCCUCUGGAAGUCUCCCCAGUAUCUCUGGAAGUCUCCCCACUGCCUCUGGAACUCUUCCCAGUAUCUCUGGAGGUAUACUUACUGUCCCUGGACAUCUCCCUGGCAUCUCUGGAGGAUCCUCAGGAACUACCACAACUUCUGCAUCUGUUCCAGGAGUCUCUGGAAGUGCUUCUUCUACGACAGCCCAGAGCACCACCCUCAAACCCCAGAAGAAUCCUUUCCCAGACUGGGCCAUUGUGCUGAUCACUCUAGUAGCUGUGGGAGUUGUCAUCCUUUUGUUAUUUGUCUUUUGCAAGGUUUUUCUUCACUUCCGGCAGGAUGUAGACUUUGUGUCACACUGCUGCAAUCCAGAGAGAGCAAACCAGUGCUACAACACUAAAUAG
Messenger RNA from Sarcophilus harrisii (Tasmanian devil), 1017 nucleotides. Its product is annotated as MDIS1-interacting receptor like kinase 2-like. Lineage: Eukaryota; Metazoa; Chordata; Mammalia; Dasyuromorphia; Dasyuridae. The record is from RefSeq and is a predicted model, not a curated record.